This is a messenger RNA of Magallana angulata, 1734 nucleotides long. RefSeq lists its product as uncharacterized. The coding region runs from base 1 to 1104 and encodes 367 amino acids. The transcript has 3 exons. Lineage: Eukaryota; Metazoa; Mollusca; Bivalvia; Ostreida; Ostreidae. The record is from RefSeq and is a predicted model, not a curated record.
AUGCAAUUUGCUGUUUUUCUCCUGUUCGGAAUUGUUGGACUGUCGGUCCAACAAUGUAAUAAUGUGAACCGUUGUUGUCGGGAAACCGCUCGCGGGUUUGAUUGCGCCUUGAAGAGGGAUCCAUGUUCCUGUAUUUCUCUGUGCGGGGUGGCAGACAACAAGAUUGUGGACAUUGGCCGCGCUACCCACAGAAUAUUUGCUUCAGAGAAAAUAAUUGUCCAUCAGCAGAGCUCCACAGCCUUUACAAGGAUGCCAUGUCAAGAACCGUCCAAUAGCCAUCGUGCGACCCAUGAGGCGGCAGCCAGUGAGACCAGCGCCACCGGAGGGGAUGAUCGUAGUUCAUCUCCCUCCGAGGACCCCGUCCCCUCCGGUGAGCCUGUCUCCACCGCCCUCCCCAUUCAGAAUGCCAGUGAGCCCUCAGAGAGGAGCGAGGCCCCAGCCACCAGCGAGGCCUCAGCGACGAGCGUGGCGGCCACCGGGGGCCGCCACUUCCACACCGGCCUCCAGAGGACCCCCACACCCAGUAGUGGUACGCCCACCACCACCACCCCAGGGAGUUCCAGCCCACAGGAGGAGGCCGGUGUGGAGACCACCGGGGGCCGCCACCGCUACCCAGGCCGGGAGGAGGAGGCCACGACACCAGUAGAGGAGGGGGCGAGGUCUACAGGUAGAAUAGGUAAUUCUACCCACCCCUCCUCUACUGGUUCAACACCACCUGAUGUUUCGCCUAGUUCUACCACACUCAUAUUAGUCACAUCCAUUUCCAUUUCCAUCUGCCUUAUCAUCACCAUCAUAUUUAUUGUCAUUAGAAGAAAACGCCACACUACCAUCCAUAGAUUACCUUCACCAAUACCAUUUACCCAGGAAUCCCCUAUCUAUACUCCACCUUCACCACCUUUAAGUAUUGACAUGUCAACGCCAUUACAUACACCCUCAUUGUUUUCAACCAGUACAUCAAGUUCAGAGAUAUCAUUGUUUGAUGUUUCAACGGUUCCUGCAGCAGCUUCUUCUAAACCAUAUUAUGAAGAACACUGUGAAAUGUCAACAUUUGGUAAUAUAAAUAGAAGGGUAACGAGAUCAAUGGUACAAAAGAAAAAAGAUUAAAUCAUUUUUUAUAACUCAGUUUUUUUGGGGAAGGGGGUGAUUUUUGGAAACUUUUUUAAUAGACUUAUUUUUUUUCUGGGGAUGGUGGGGGUAUUUUUUAGGAAAUUUUGUUUACAGACUCAAAUUUUUUUUAUUUUGGAAAUUUUGGGGUAAUUUUUUAUCUAAAAGUAAAGAUAAGCUACUGCAGGAACUGUCGAAACAUCAAAAUACAGAAUGUUAACAUUUAUUCUAUGAAGUAUUUAAAAAGAUUUGAUAGUUUUGCUACAUUAUUUGAAUUAUUUUGUUAACUUAACAAUAAGUAUACAUUGAAUUAUUUUUUUUGUAAGCUUUACAAUAAGUAUAUAUGUAUGGCUGAGUUUAACAAUAAGUAUACAUUUGAAUUAUUUUGUAAACUUAACAAUGAGUAGAUUUGUAUGGUUGUGUUAUGUAAUUACACGCCACUUUUUGUUUUACUAAAAUUUAAAAAAGGUAUAUAAUUAUACAUGGUGAUGUAUUUUUUUAAAAUAAAAUUAAGGAUGUGACUAAUUUGUAAAAACUAGGCGAAACAUCAGGUGUCAUUAUGUUAAAUUGAUUUUUUUAUGUUUUUUUAAUUUUGUUUUACAAAUUUUUACAUGUGCACAUUGAUGUGCC